This is a messenger RNA of Ceutorhynchus assimilis (cabbage seed weevil), 1581 nucleotides long. NCBI's taxonomy places the organism in Eukaryota, Metazoa, Arthropoda, Insecta, Coleoptera, Curculionidae. The record is from the annotation of a GenBank genome assembly.
AUGUUGAUAUUAAUACAUUUUUUGCUCAUGAUCUGCCUCAAACAUUUCGCUAAGGGGGAUCAUCAUGAUAAUCCCGUGUGUGAAAUGAAUGCUUGUCAAGCUUUAGAGGAAAGUUUAAUUCAGUUGACUGAAUUGGCCGAUAAGAUGGAUGAAAGAAAUAGGACAAAUGAUCAUUUGAAAAAAUUGGAAAGGAGGUUAAGAUCUUUGGAACAACCAGUAUGGGAAAUAGUAAAACAAGAUGGAAAAUGGAUGGACUGUUCGAAAGGUCUUUGCAAAUGUAAACCAGAAACUAAAACUUUGAGUUGUUGGCAACAAGGAAUAUUGCAGUUGCCUUCUGAACAAAUAUUGCCCUAUGACGUUAGAGCUAUAGAUUUAGGAAUAAAUUCAUUGACAACUCUAAACAAAGACGCAUUUAAUGGUUUGAGUUAUUUAACUGAAUUGGAUUUAUUUGACAAUCAAAUUGACUAUCUUCCUUCAGACGUGUUUAUAAAAUUGAAUAGUUUGGUAUAUUUGAGGUUACACAAAAAUAGGCUCGAAGAACUUCACUUCGAUCUUCUCAAAGGCCUCACGAAUUUGCGAACAUUCGAUGCCUCAGCAAAUCUGAUUAAAAUCCUACCAGGCACUUUAUUUAGAGAUAGUAAAAACCUGAUACUGCUACAUUUAUCUAGAAACAAUCUGAGAGACAUUCCAGAAACACUUUUCAACAAAAUGGAGUUUUUAGAAGACCUUGAUUUGAGCAAUAAUGACUUAGAAACUCUGCCUAAAUUUAUUUUUGAGGAUUUGAUUGCUUUAAGAAGAUUGCAUUUGGCUGAAAAUAAUAUUACUUUGCUUCCCACAGGAAUAUUUGAUAAACCUAUAAAUUUAGAGUUACUGAAUCUUAGAAAAAAUAAAAUUACACAUCUAUCGGAAAAAUUGUUUAGCAAGUUGACUAAUCUGAAAAUAUUACAGCUCACUAGCAAUCAAAUUUCACAGAUUAGUCCAAAUAACUUUAUAAGUCUCACGAGCCUAGUGGAGCUACAUCUAGAACAAAACUUUAUAAAUGAAUUACCGGAAAAUGUUUUCAUUAGAAACAAAGAGCUCGAAAAAUUGUUUCUUUUCUCUAAUAAUUUAGAAGAACUAAAAGAAAAGACGUUCAAUGGAUUAGUCAGUUUAACAUCCUUGUUUGUAAAUAAUAAUAUUUUAAAGGAUGUUAAUUCGAGGAUUUUUGUUUAUACACCAAGUUUACAAAAGCUGCAACUAGAUAGCAACAAAUUUCAUUUCCUGCCUGCAAAAAUUUUUGAUUCUCUCAGUGGUCUAGUAUCAGUAAAAUUAUCCAAAAAUCCAUGGCAUUGUGACUGCAACAUAUUGUAUUUAUCUAUUUGGGUUGAUACAAACCAGAACAAGCUAUGGGAUUCCGAUUUGUCAUGUAGAGGCCCAGGUGAUUUAGGAGGCCGCUUAUUGAAAGACAUGACUUUUGAUCAAUUGUGUGAAGGACAGUGGGCCAGCAUGAUGAACCUUGCACCCAGAGUAGCUAUAAAGCAAGUGGAAACUAAUGUGACUAAAACGGAUAAUCUUAGUGUGGCCGAUGAUGCAACAAUUUAA